Amphimedon queenslandica is the source of this 2891-nucleotide messenger RNA. RefSeq names its product U2 snRNP-associated SURP motif-containing protein-like. The record is from RefSeq and is a predicted model, not a curated record. Gene Ontology annotation, biological process: RNA processing. NCBI's taxonomy places the organism in Eukaryota, Metazoa, Porifera, Demospongiae, Haplosclerida, Niphatidae. Gene Ontology annotation, molecular function: RNA binding. Gene Ontology annotation, cellular component: nucleus. The coding region runs from base 47 to 2815 and encodes 922 amino acids. The transcript is spliced from 20 exons.
AUUUGUCACGUGAUCUAUUAGAAAUUAGUACAGGCAAGCAUCAAGCAUGGCUGAUAAGAAAGCAUUACCUUGGGGAUUAAAAGAGGAAAAGUUAAAACCUAACUCUGUGGAGGAGUUGUCAAAAGAUAAACUCAAGGCAUUUUCAAUUGGCACCUCUAAUUCUGUUAUGUUAAGGACUGCAAUUAUUCAGAAGAAGAAAGAAGAAAAACAAAUAAAGAAGGAAUUAGAAGCAAAAGAGACGGCUAAAGUUUUUGAAGAUUUUGUUGCUACUUUUGAAGAAUGUGAUACAACAAAGAAAACAUUUGUCCGUGGUAGUGUCAUCAAUCCUGAUGAAAAAGAUAAAGCGAAUGAAUUAGCUGGCUCACUUUAUCAACCUUCAGCAUCUAAACUUGUUAAGGGUGUUCUUGAGAAGAAGAAAGAAAAAGAAGCUAGUACUCCUCAGUUGCCUCAGAAAGCUAGUAAGAAGAAGGCAAAAACUAGUGAAAAAAAGAAAAGUAUGCUAGAAAUGUUUGGGGAGGAGUUAAAGAGAAUGCAAGAAGAACGAUCAGAGCAUCAAGUUAGUCGAAAAGCAGGUGAACCUCUGUUACAGCCUCCUAGUGAUGCAGACAAAGAUAAAUUGAAAAUGGAAGAUUAUCCUGGUCUACCAAAAGGAUCAAUUGAUAGUGUUGACCCACUUACUACUAAUCUUUAUGUUGGUAAUAUCAAUCCUAAAAUGACAGAAGAGAUGCUAUGUCAACACUUUGGCAAGUUUGGUCCAUUAGCCAGUGUCAAGAUUAUGUGGCCAAGGACUGAGGAAGAAAAAUCACGGAAUAAAAAUUGUGGUUUUGUUGCGUACAUGAAAAGACCAGAUGCUGAAAAGGCACUGGAUGCAACCAAAGGCUCAUCAAUUAUGGGUUAUGAAGUUCAAAUUGGAUGGGGCAAAUCAGUACCUCUCCCUCCCAAACCUUAUUAUGUUUCCAAUACCGAAAAGGAAGAAAAAGUAUUAAUUUCUGAUUCACAGUCAGGCCUUCCUUUUAAUGCUCAGUCUCUGAAACCUGUCAAGUCACACACUACUGGUAAUUAUGCUAGUAUUCCUCCACCUACAUCUGAUGAGCCUUCAGUAGCCAAAGAAGAUGAACAGUCAUUUGAUGAAUUAUUGUACAACUCAGUUGUUAGGGUCGUGUUUCCUGCUGACAAAGAUAUUCUCUGCCUCAUUCAUCGUAUGAUUGAAUUUGUCAUAAGAGAAGGGCCAAUGUUUGAAGCUAUGAUCAUGAAUAAAGAGAUUAGCAAUCCAAAGUUUAAGUUUCUUUUUGACAAUACCAGUUCUGAUCAUAUUUAUUAUCGUUGGAAGCUCUUCUCUAUACUACAAGGUGACUCUCCUGAGACAUGGCAAGAGGAGGAAUUUAGGAUGUUUGAAGGUGGCUCCUUGUGGAAGCCUCCUCCAUUAAAGAAAUUAAGAGGGAAAGUGAUUCCACCAGAAAUUGUCAAAAGAGGACAAUUGCUGUCUGGUGAUCGUGACAAGUUGGAGGAUAUGCUUAGAAGUAUCACUAUGGAGAGAUCGAAAAUCCUGGAGUGCAUGGUAUGGUGUAUUGAUCAUGCCACUUCAGCUGAAGAAGUAUCCGAUUGUUUACACGAAUCUCUGUGUCUCCGGGAAACUUCCCUACCACUUAAGAUAGCACGUUUGUAUCUACUUAAUGAUGUAUUGCAGAACAGUAACACUGGAAGAUCAACAAGAUAUCGCAGAAUUUUUGAGGGAAAGGCCAUUUCAUUAAUGGAGCAUCUACAUGAUACACUAACUAGCAUGGAUUCUAGACUGAGAGCUGAAAGUUUCAAAAAGCGAGUUCUCAAGUGCCUUCAAGCAUGGGAUCACUUUGCUGUGUAUCAUUUUAACUUUGUUGAUCGUCUCAGAGAAGUAUUCAUUGGUAAAACACAAGAAGAACUAGAAAAGAAGAAAGCAUUUGAAACAGUUGCAGCUCUUAUUUCCACUGCUCAAAGUCAGCCUGAUGAACCUGUAACACAGUCAAGUCUUGUUGAUGAUAGGCCAAUUGAUUUUAGUGGUGGCCUUGGAGCUGUUAAUGUUGAUGAGGAAUUAGAUGGUGAGCCACUUGUUGAUCCAGAUUUAGAUGGUGUUCCAAUGGAAGAAGAUAUUGAUGGAGUUCCUAUGGAGCCUGAGCCAGUUUCAAGUAAUGUUGUUCGCAGUAAAUGGGAACUGAUAGAGUAUGGUAAUGAUUCAACCUCAGAUGAUGAUGGACCAGAGAACACAUCUAAUGUAAACCCAGAACAAUCAAAAUCCACAAUAGACGUUAAGCCGAUACUUUCAGCUGAAGACCGCAACAGACAGUUACUGAGAGAUGUAGAGGUAAUUUUGUUUGUUUUUCAGCAACUUUGCUAUUGGGAUGAUAAGAAAUGCCAUGGUACCUUUCAUUUAGCUUUUUUUUUUACAAUAGCCACAUUAUUGUAUGACAACAUAAAUAUACUGAGACACUUCUCGCUAUCUUUCCGUUACUAUUCAUCAGCUGAAAUUACUGAAAGGGCUAGAAAAUUCAGAGAAAAGUUAUUACUUGAUGACUGUCAGAAUGAAUCAAUGGAAAAAGACAAAGUUCCUGAUGCCUCUUUGCAGAAGCACAAUAAUAAAAAGAAAAGGCAUAGUUCAUCCAAAUCAAGGUCUCCUGAUCGUGCAAGAAAACGUUCACGGAGUCGUAGUCCACGUUCUUCUAGGCAUCGUUCUAAAUCUCCUCGUUCUCAUCGUCACAGAUCUCGUUCACCUCGGUCACACAAGGAACACACUCGAACCAAAAGUCCUGUAGCUCAUAAGAGUAAAAGACAGAAACAUUAAUAUUUGAUUAUAGUUUUCUUUUUGUUUAUGUGUAAAAUAUUUUUUGGACCAACGCACUUGAGUGUUGUAUUCUGAU